This is a messenger RNA of Fundulus heteroclitus (mummichog), 3594 nucleotides long. Its product is annotated as zinc finger E-box-binding homeobox 1. Bases 346 to 2979 code for a protein of 877 amino acids. The transcript is spliced from 3 exons. Lineage: Eukaryota; Metazoa; Chordata; Actinopteri; Cyprinodontiformes; Fundulidae. Gene Ontology annotation, cellular component: nucleus. The record is from RefSeq and is a predicted model, not a curated record.
CAGUCCCAAUGCAGCGAGAGUAUGGGUGGAGUAUAGUUUUUUUUUUAUUGCAGUGUUUUUAAAUGUAUGUAAAGCGUGUCCGGGCCAUCCAGGCGCAAGCGGAUCGUGGAGAGCCAGAGGCAGGGAUUAGGUGGACAGCGCGCCGGGAAAGUUUGCCCCCCCCGGAGCUGCGCUCUCGGCGGCUCGGACCCUCGGCUCCAUAAAAUGGCUGGCUGUAGGUCCGAGGAGGCUGUGGUACCGAGGAGGACGGGAUCCGCUCCGGCCGCGAACCGACACGUUUCUCCGCUCCCGACUGGCGCGAUUGUGAUGCUGCUGUCCCAGAAAUAGGAAUAGUUAUGCCCCAAAAUGGAUUCUCAGUUGGCCUCAGUCCUAACAAGUGGCAGCCUGAAAGUCCAAAAUGGCAGCCAGUGUGCAGAGGGACUGGAGCCUGUGACAGAGGUCGUUUUGAACCCAAACGAUCAAAAAUUCCCGCCCAGCAUCCAACCGGGUAACCUCAGGUCCUGCUCCGUGAGAGCUGCGGUGACCAUCAUCAGGCAAGAUGCUCAAUCAGUCAACGGGGAGCAGACAGAGGUGGGCGGGACCUCUGAGCCGGUCUCUCAGGAAACCAGUAAGAUUGCUGGGAUCAGACAGCCAAUUACAGUGAAGCCUGGGGUGCCGGUCCCGGGGAAGCAGCCAAUAAGGAUCAGAAUUGUUGUCCCACCGCAGGGCAAGAGGCCAAUCACAAACUGUGCUAUCAGCCCAACCAAAGACCGUGCGGGGUCACCGUUUAGGGAACCUUCUUUGGUUUCUGCUGGAGGACACAUGGCAGAGAACAGCAGCGGUGAAGUCCACAUAUCCGCUGUUAGGAAUAAAGAGCUCGCUGAAAAUGCCUCUGAGGCAGAGAGUGAUGGUAAAAUCAAACACAUGGACAGGCCAGAGACUGAUCUCAUCUCCAACACUGAUGCAGUUGCAUUUUUGAGCCAUCAUUGGAUUAAAGAGGAACCUACAGAGAGAGAAAUUGAGCAAAAUAUUCCUCUAAUUGUGCACCAAGUCCACAGAGAGACAGAGGAGCAGACAGAGCCGCUGGAUCUGAGUCUGCCCAAGAAGAGAGAGAGAAUCUGCGGGCGCUUACGGGAGGACCAAGGCUGUGAGAGCCCCCUGAUCAUGGAGGUGGAUGAGUUUGACGGAGACGGAGACAGAGACAUGGUGGAGGAAGAUAGUGAUGAGGGCUCCGGGGACUUUUCUACUUCCGUCCUUACAUCUCUGUCUUUGGGAGACUGUGACAAUGAGAACCUUCUCCUGAUUGACGACCAAGGAAUCCCGUAUACUCUCAGUCCGGACGGACACAAAGUGCCGCAGAUUGAUGCUUCUUUGUUAGGGGACCGUCAGUCGGAUCAGGUUCAUUCGGCAAAGGAGUUAGAAGACGACGGGUCAUUAAAUUUGGCGGGUCCAAGCUUCAGCCAAAGUUCAGAGAAUGCACUAAAUGCACCUUCUGGUGAUUCCCCUGCCAGCGAGCUGCCAUCACAAGGCAGUGAUCAGAGGCAUUUAAUGACAACUUCUGAUGCUCCAGCUGCUGCGGAGUUAAAUAUUAAAGCUGCUCAGGAGGCUAACGCAGCCGUGCCCUCUUCAUCCGGGAUCUCACUUUCCAACCAAACCAUUCAGAUACUGACCAACCCUUCAACCAGCGCUCCCCUCCUCCUCCUGUCUUCCUCCUCCUCCCCUCAGCUCUCCUCACCUCCGGUUGGCCUCUCGCUUCCCCUCUCGGUGACCACACCGGGUGCUUCCACGCCCAUGUUGCUCCUCCUCUCCUCUGUACCCUCCACAUCUGUUGAUUCCACUUCUACCUCCACCCCCUUUGCUGUCCUCGACCCCUCGACUGGUCAGCUGUCCCAGGUUACCGCAGCCUCGGCUCAAGUGUCCCUCCCUUUGUCUUCGGGUCAGGUCAACGCGGUCGGCUCGCCUCUUCCCACCUUUUCCAGCCCUGUAAUUAGACUGGACCCCAGCAGCUCACCUCUCAUCCUGUCCGGCGUCAACAGCGUGACCUCUGGCCCCGUCCUCACCUCCCUCGCUGUCUCCUCGCCCACCGUCGGACUGCAGGACAGCCACCUCAGCACGGCAAACCUUAUCCAAACUCAGAUCUGCUACUCUCAAUCAAGCCCAGGAAGUGAAGCCAUAUCUCCUGAAGACGUCCCCAGUGAAAACAACAAGCCAUCGAGUUUUGCAGCCCCCUCUGCACAGUCACAGUCUCCCACACGCGACGCCUCUGCUCCGCCCGAUUCGGAGGCAGAGGCCCGGUCACCAACCUCAGAAUCCAAGUUUGACUCCCACUCAGAGCAUCUUCCUCUGGACGACCACCUCUACUUCUCCAACACCACGGCACCUCCCCCUUCCUCUCCUUCCCCUCCCAUCGGACCCCUCCUGCCGUCGGGCAAGCUGGAUUCCCUAGACGCCCUGGACCCGCUCUCUCCGGCGGAUUCUCCGACCAACCUGGGCUCGCGCAGGGUGCUGUGCUGCCAGCUGUGCCCGAGGAUCUUCUUUUACCUCUCCGACCUGGAGCGGCACGCCAUCACACACUCUCAGAAGAAGCCUCAUGUCUGCCAGCAGUGCGGCAAAGCCUUCAAACGCUCCAGCCAUCUGCAGAGACACAAGCACAUCCACACAGGCCAGAGGAACUUCGUGUGCCCCAUCUGCACCAAGCGAUUCAGGGAGGCCGGCGAGCUCCAGCGGCAUCAGCGGGUGCACACGGGAGAGAAACCCUACCAGUGUCAGCUCUGCCACACGCGCUUCGCCGAACGCAACACCCUGCGACGACACACCAAACGCAAACACCCGUUUCACCAGGUGGCCGUGGAAAUGCUUAACGAAAGAAAGGACAGAGGAGACAGGGCGGGAGGGGCUGGCAGAGGAGGCGCGCAGGAGGAAGAGGAGAGCGCCGAGUGGUACAGCUCUGCCGUAUCCACUCUGGAUAACUCUGAGUCCGAGGUGGACACUGCAAACUGAAGGAAAUAUGCGCUGCAAGACGCAUGACAUUCAGAGAAGGGAGCACUUUCCAUAUUUAUUCCAGUUUUAGAUGUAAAGUACAUGCAUUAUUCCCAUUCCAAUUAAUGGUCCAAAAAAACAAACAAAGUAAGACAUGAUAUUGAUUUCAUGUCUUGCAAAACAAAAAAAAAAGAAAAAAAAGGGAAAGCUCAUAAUAGUUCAGAUGUUAUUUAAAAUACCAACAUGUAAAGAUGCGUUUUCAUGCAAUCUGUGAUAAAUCCCUAAAGUGCUCAGAAAAGAGAAGAUUAUUUAGGCUAAACAGAUUUCUGCUUUAGUUGUACAUAGAAAGAGAACUAUUUGUAAAAGCUGCACUGCUGCACUAUCUCGUAUGAAAGAUGGGAUCUUUCCUACCGUCUGAGACACUGUGACUUGUUUGCACUUGUUUGAUUUCAACUCAGUUCUUCACAUAGUGAGGGGGGGGAAAUUUCUUCGUUUUGUUUUCGGUGACUGUUCGGAUUUUAUUCGUACCCGGUAAGAUCAUGACCUGUUACCGGGAUCAUUCUAACACUAUAUUCAGAUUUUCUUUUCCAGAUGUGAUUUAUGUUAAUUUAUUGGAAUAAAAUAUUUGCAACCGUA